Messenger RNA from Sphaerodactylus townsendi, 2044 nucleotides. Its product is annotated as tumor necrosis factor receptor superfamily member 10B-like. NCBI's taxonomy places the organism in Eukaryota, Metazoa, Chordata, Lepidosauria, Squamata, Sphaerodactylidae. Gene Ontology annotation, molecular function: protein binding; tumor necrosis factor receptor activity. Gene Ontology annotation, biological process: activation-induced cell death of T cells; regulation of stress-activated MAPK cascade; negative regulation of apoptotic process. The coding region runs from base 71 to 1291 and encodes 406 amino acids. The record is from RefSeq and is a predicted model, not a curated record. Gene Ontology annotation, cellular component: CD95 death-inducing signaling complex; membrane raft; external side of plasma membrane. The transcript has 10 exons.
UCCGGCUUUUCACUUUUUUGAGUUUCCGCUACUCAGUUCCUGGCGGUGCUGCUGCUCGCUGGGCCUGGCAAUGGCGCCUGGGUUCUGGACGCUGGCUGUCCUGAUGGUUCUGGCCAAGGUGGAAUCUCCACCACUCCAGUCCAGUUGUGAUAAUGGAGAAUAUUACUAUUCUGGGAUUUGUUGCAAAAAGUGUCCUGCUGGUACCCAUGUUGAUGAACACUGCAGUGCGGCACAUACUUUGGGGCACUGUGUAGCCUGCACAGCAGGAGAAGAUUAUACUGCUUAUGAAAAUGGUCUUGAUAAGUGCCUGCUUUGUGCUCAAUGCAAAUCUGGCACAACAAUGGUGAAAGAUUGCACUGUAAAGAGCAAUACUGAGUGUCGGUGUAAUGAUGGAUAUUACUGCCCCCCAUACUGUGAGGAAUGUCUUAGAUGCAAGACAAAAUGUCCAGAAGGGCAGGUAGUUGUGCAAAACUGCAAUGCCACUGUUGACAUGGAGUGUGGCCUCCCUACUACAGGAACUUCACACCUUGAUGGCCUGCAAAUAUUGUACAUUUUCCUGUCUCUGUUAAUCAGUGUUGUGAUCUGUAGUUUAAUACUUUACAAGAAAUGCUGUGUUCCUCGCAGGAAGGAAGAAAAAGGUGUUGAGAAUCAUUUGAGUUCCGAUAGCACUGAUGACUUGUUGCCAAGCCGGAAAAACUCAAACACAAAUCCACUCCUUACUGAGAGCCAGGAAGUACAACCAUCUCUUUCUGAUCCUGUUUCUGUAUCAAGUUGUUCUGGCCUGCCUGAGAGCUUCAGCGUACCUUUGAGCAGUACAGAGGACACAUCUAGCUCUGGAACUGCUCCUCUGCUACGUUUGACAGACAAGCCUGUCACUCACAACACACAGUCAAAUUUAAAGGUACUGCCAUCUAUCACUGAAUGUUCUGCAGCAGUUAAGCCUUCUCAUGAUGAGCUGAGCGAAAUCUGUGGAGAGCUACCAAGUAAGAUGCGGGUUCCUGACUGGAUGACGCUUAUGAGGAAUACUGGUUUAUCAGAUAAUGAUAGAGACAUAAUAAAGUAUGAUUAUCCUUUUGAUACCCGAGAACAAAUGCAUCGUAUGUUAACAAAAUUAUGUGAAAGGUUUGGAACAGAGGAUGCUUUAUGUAAAUUAUUAAAUGGACUGCAGCAAAUGAAUCUUACCCAUAUUUAUGAAAAUUUACUGAAUGAAUUAUUGAGCAAGAAUAUAAGAAUUGUAGAGGAUGAAGGCAAAUGUAUCUAUUUGGUUAAAAAUGCAGAACAAAAUGUGUAAACUACAAUUUGUACAGUUAAAUGUCAUUUUAUCCAAAUGUGACUUAUCACAUUUCAAUGUAUCAGGGUUUGAAUUUUUGCAUCAAGAAGGGGAUUCAAAGUAACAUGGGAAACCAAUUCAUUUGUUAGAGGUUGGUGUGAUAUACACAUGCUAUGUGUACCUUGGCAAUAUUUGUUUUACUUGAACAUCUGGGAAAUUACUGUACUUGAAAGACACAGGAAUGAGUUUUAAAAUUUUUGCCAUCCAAAUUUUUGCCAUCCAUAAAAUUUUUGCCAUUGAGAGGUUUAAAAAUGAAUGUAUACAGCCAUAUGAUGUUGGGUUUUUUUACAUUGUCAAGUUGGUAGAUGUUCAGAAUGAAGGACGAAGUAUACUUUGAGAAAAAAUGUGCUUUUUCUAUUAGAAUAAUGUCCUUUAUAGAAUGUAUCAACAAAUUCUUAGGGUAAAAUUUCAAUGAAAUAACUUGAUUUUUUACAUGAAUUAUUGAACACAUUUGUAUGCAACUUCUAGGAUGCUGAAAUAUUUUUUCAUCUGGAACAUUAACUCUGUAUAUAGGAUCCUGCAUGAAUCGCCAGUUUUAUGUUCCUCUGGUGAAAUGAAUGAUGGGAAACAAUAGAAACAGAGCAGCACUGCUGGCCCUGUGGUGGCACAAGAGGAAGCUAGAUGGGCCGUUUGUUUUAUUUUGCUGUAACUAAUGCCUUUUUUGUUCAUUUAUGUUUUGUAUCUAUUUUAUAAUAAAGGCAUUUCACUUCUUAA